AACAGAACAGCGCGAGCUUCGAAGCACGAUGGCUUGCAACGCUCUCUCGUCGCUCAACUUCGUCGUUCCCAAGCACUUCCUCUUCUCCGAUUCCCUCCACUACGCCGCCAGAUCGAGGCUCGCGCUUCCGCCGCCGUCGCGUGUCGCCUCCAUCCCGCUCCCGCCGACGAGCGCCGACUACCUGGCGGGCGAGUUCAGCGGGCGCGGGGUGGCGUUCGAGGCCAUCGGGGACGACUGCGUCGCGAGGCUGAGCCUCGACGACGGGAGCUCGGCGGUCCUGAUGCUCCCUCGCGGCCUGGUGACGUCGUACAAGGCGCCGAUGUGGCACGGGGCGAGGAUGGAGCUGCUGCAGACGGUGGUGUCGGAGGGCGAGGACGGCGGAGGGGCCGAGGUGCGAGGCGGGGUGUGCGUCGACGUCAGCGUGGAGGGAGACGGCGAGGGCGGGCGAGUCUCGUGGCGUCCGAGGGAUUGGGCCGUUCGCGAUGUUCGAGGAAAUUCGGGUGACUCAGUGCAGGUAGAACUGAUUAGCCGUGAUUCGGAGGGCAUGGUGGAUGUAAGAUACGUGUUGACCCUUCGAGAACAAGUCUUGAGCACCGAAAUGGAAGUCUCCAAUUCAGGCACGACGACGGUCGAAUUGAGGGGUUCGAUCUUGAGCCAUCUGAACGUGAGCACGCCGGACGCAACCUAUGCCGUCGGAUUAGAAGGCUCAGAUUUCUUCAGAAGGCCUCCUUUCUCGUCGAGCUUCAGAAUAGUUCCUCCGGAAUUCGACCAGAAAAGCAAGCUUGGUUUGGGCAAGCUGUGGGAGAAGUUCAAACCUCAAGGAUUUGCCUCUGGAAACGAUUAUGGGAUGGAGGACGAAAUGGAAGGUGAAGAAGACGACAAUUAUAAGCGCCUUACGGAUGAAAUGAGCCUUAUAUACACCAGUGCCCCUACAAACUUGACAAUAAUUGACAGGGGAAGGAGGAAUUCAGUGGUAGUAGGAAAGGACGGUUAUGACGAACUAUACCUGUACAGUCCUGGUUCUCAGCACGAACACUACAGCAAGUAUGCAUACAUCUGUGUGGGGCAGUCAGCUCUCCUUAAACCAGUGGUUAUUGGUCCUGGAGAAGUCUGGAUUGGAGGGCAACAUUUACACAAUCCAAACGUCUGAAGUCCUGGAGUGGGUCUUUUCGUUGUAGGCAUUAUUAGAGCAGCGUUAGGGAACUUGAGAGCGUAAAUUAAUAUGCUUCUCUAGAAUUUAUACUGUAAUUGACGCAUAUUAAUGCCAAUUCCUCAAUCUAAA
This is a messenger RNA of Syzygium oleosum, 1282 nucleotides long. RefSeq names its product protein NDH-DEPENDENT CYCLIC ELECTRON FLOW 5. Lineage: Eukaryota; Viridiplantae; Streptophyta; Magnoliopsida; Myrtales; Myrtaceae. Gene Ontology annotation, molecular function: carbohydrate binding; catalytic activity. The record is from RefSeq and is a predicted model, not a curated record. The coding region runs from base 29 to 1150 and encodes 373 amino acids. Gene Ontology annotation, biological process: carbohydrate metabolic process. The transcript has 3 exons.